Rana temporaria (common frog) is the source of this 4342-nucleotide messenger RNA. RefSeq names its product interphotoreceptor matrix proteoglycan 1 (gene IMPG1). NCBI's taxonomy places the organism in Eukaryota, Metazoa, Chordata, Amphibia, Anura, Ranidae. The transcript is spliced from 18 exons. The coding region runs from base 368 to 4288 and encodes 1306 amino acids. The record is from RefSeq and is a predicted model, not a curated record. Gene Ontology annotation, biological process: visual perception.
UUUGGCCUUUAACCAUUAACUUGUGUUUUUUGAUUACGAAUAACACAUGUCAGUGCAGCAGGUUAAUUAGAUGCAGACAACCCUUCCAGCUGUCCCACAAGGAGGAUUAUGUCUGAGUAGUAGAUAAAUAGAUUAUACAAGACACACACUAUUUUGUAAAGUUGUCAUUCUAGCUGCUAUUACAACUGAACAAUUAAAGAAGAACCACCACAAAGACUUUAACAAUUCAUAAAUUGGCAUGACAAACCAUAUUUCCAGUCACCAUUUUUUUAUGCAACUAUAGAGACAGGCAGCAUUCAUUUUUAAUUGCAAGACUGGAAGACAUUUUCACCUACGCAUCAAUAAUUCACAGCAUCCAAAACCCAAAAUGAACUGUAGGACUGGAUUAUUUUUUGUCAUUAUCUUUAUAUGUGUCCAAGAUCAUAACAGCGAAGAAAUUGCAGUUAUGACAAAGCUUGAAAAUUCAAUAAUACCAAAUUCAACACCAGAACCCUUUGGGAAAAGUUCCAGAACACCAACAAUAAGGAGACUAUUUGAAAUGAAAAUGCUUAGAACAAAAAGAUCUGCCAUUUUUGCAACAGGAGUUAAAGUGUGUCCACAAGAAUCACUCAAGCAAAUUGUUGCGAGCCAUUUGGCAUACUACAAGCUAAGAGUCUGUCAAGAAGCAGUGUGGGAAGCAUUCCGAAUCUUUAUGGAUCGAAUACCUCAGACCACAGAAUACCAGAACUGGGUCGAUGCAUGUCAACAGGAAACAUUUUGUAUAUUUGAAAUUGGGAAAAAUUUCAGCAGCUCUCAAGAACAUUUGGAUAUUGUUCAGCAGAGAAUAAAAGAAAAGAAAAUCACUGAAAAGAAGGAUGUGCUAUCUACUGAAGAGACAUCCGCUCCAGUAAUUUCUGAAGAACCUCUUAUAUUUACAACUGGCUUUCCUCGUUCAGUAUCUCUUGUUACUUCAAAUGAUACACCCUACAAUGAAAUCGUCAAUGACACAAAACCAUUAUCAGAGGAGACAUAUGUUACCAAUGUAAUUCCAGAAGCGCCAACGCAACAAAUAGUAGAGUUCAGUGUAACUCUCAACAACCAAGAAUUUACAGCCGAGUUAAGUGAUCCAAAUUCACCUCAGUAUCAAGAAUUAGCUUCAAACUUUCAGCGCCAGAUGCAAAAGGUAUUUGAAAAGCUUCCAGGAUUCAAAGAAAUACAGGUUCUAGGAUUUAGGCAGAAGAAGAAAGAAGAUGGAUCUGAUAGUAUUGUGGUGCGUUAUGCUGUGGUCUUUGAAAGUGCCAGCCCCGAAUCUAAAAAUAAAAUUGAUGAGACACCUACUAUCACAUCUAACAAAGUUGAAAAUGGUAACAAUGAAGAGGCAAAAGAAAUGUCAUAUACUGUGAUGGAACUGAAGCAGAUGGUUGCUAUGGCGUUACAAGAUGAUCGAUCUAUGGCCGUAGACCUCCAAACACUCUUAUUUUCAGAUGAUCCAGAUAUACCUUCAGAGCAACCAGAAAGUGAUGGUCCUCCACCAGCCACUGUUCUAACAUCUAUAAUGAAGACUGAUUUGGAUGAUGUUUUAAUUGCUGAGCUACCACUCUCUAAACCUACUGAUGGAACAGAGCUGCAGGGUAUAAGUGAGGACUUCAUUGCAAGCACAGUGGUACCAGACGCCAAGAUGACAAUAGGCCUUGUAAAUGACAUGACUAACCAAUCACCUAUUAAUCCUAUUGAAACUUCCUCUAUUACCACUUCUUUUCCAUAUCAAUAUGUGAUCUCACCUACUUCUCUUCAAUAUGAACCAGAAGUAGAACUUGAAACACAGUCAUUGGAGGAGAAAAUUAGAGACAUUGACAAUACAGUCAAUGGAGAUAUUUCUGUGCCUUUUGAUACACCAAAUGCCAAUGCUGAAGUGUUAAGUCAAGAAGAAGUAGAAAUUAGUUCAGAAAAUAAUUUAUUAGAAGCACCAAGCAAUGAACCUUCUGAUAUAUGGGAAGCACCUUCAUCUGCUGACACAAACAAUCUCAUUAUAACUUCCUCUACAAUAUUUCCUGAUGUUGAGGUACCAGAGCUAGAUUCUCAGAGUGAAGAUGGACAAGGGACCACAUUAUCUGUCAGCACUAUUGAACAAAACACCACUUACGUAAACUUUUUCCAAGAUCCCAAUCCCACAGAGAUAUCAGGUGAUAUUGAUAUUCAACAGGCUGACAUUCAUGUAAUAAAUGAUUCUUCAAGCAAAAUUGUCCCAUAUAUGACAGUGGGAACACCACAUGGAUAUACACUGAUAAACACAGAAGAAUCCUGGACUCCCAGGCAUACAUUGACACAUGACAAGAAUACUGUUACUGUGCCAUCAGUUGUAGAUGCUCUUCCUGGCGAGGGUAUAGAUCAUUCAGAUGAUUUCAAGGAACAUAUUACAUCCACUGAAGCAAUAACCAUUGGAACUGUUAAAACAUUACCUGCUUAUUCAGAUUCAGAUGUGUCGGUGUCCACUGCCCAAGAGAUGGAAUCAGCUUUUUUGACUGUAGCGCCAUCUGAACGUCCCAGUGACUAUGAACCAAUUAGUUCCAUCACUGGUCCAGCAGUUAUAGAAACACUUGAAGUAACUACACCCAACAAAGUUGAAGUGACUAGUUUGGAGGCAAUUGAAGUAGGUGCAGAAACAACUCAUGAAAUUAUAGCACAAUCUGAAUACACAACACCAGAAACAAUAACAUUGCUUGCAGACAGUACUAUAGAAGAAGCUGCAAUUGCCAAAGACAUAAGGACAGAAACUUUGGAAGUGACCAAAGACUUUACAACAAAAGCUAUGGAAGUAUAUAUAGACACUACUACAGAAGUAACUGCAGGACUUGAAAAUGUUACCCCAGAAGAAAUUGUAGAAUUUGAAGAAACUACUCCAGAAGUCAUUACAUUGUUUGAUGAAAUGACUCCAACCUCUAUAAUUUCCUUAUCAACAGAUCAAUCAGUGGUAAUAGAGAACUCUCAAGAAUAUGAAGAUGAGAGCAUCUCUACAACCCUAGAAGAUACUACCACAUUAACAGCUACUACUAUAAGUUCUUCUGUACAAGAAUCCAAUUUUUCUGAAACGUAUAGAGAGGAUGCUUCCACAGUCUCAGGAAAUGGAGCACAUGAUAUGGACACAGGUAUACUGAGCACAAGUAUACUGAGCACUUAUAAAGAGGAUGCCUCCACAAUCUCAGGAAUUGGAGCUUAUGGUAUGGACACAGAUAUACUGAGCACAGAGGUAGAAGAAAGUAAUAUUUCAACGUCAAGUCCAGAUAUUCCCCCAAAUUAUACAGCAGCCUCUUCCUCCCUAGACCAUUUAACUUCUACUACAGACAUUUCUACUGGUAGAGCAAAAGAGCUUGUUGUGUUCUUCAGCCUUAGGGUGACUAAUAUGCCAUUUUCUGAAGACCUGUUCAAUAAAAGUUCCCCAGAAUACAAAACACUUGAACAUCAGUUCCUGCACCUGCUGCUCCCGUAUCUGCAGUCCAAUCUCACUGGAUUUAAAAACCUUGAAAUCCUCAACUUCAAGAAAGGGAGCGUGAUUGUUAACAGCAAACUGAAAUUUGCUAAACCAUUGCCCUAUAAUGUUACCAAGGCCGUCCAUUGCAUUUUAGAAGAGUUUUGCAAUCAUGCAGCACAAUUACUCAAUUUGCAGAUAGACAGCUAUUCUCUGGACAUAGAACAAGCUGACCUGGCAGACCCAUGCAAGUUCAUGGCAUGCGAUGAGUUUACAGAAUGUUCCAUAAACCCAAUGACCAAAGAGGCAACUUGUAUAUGCAAACCUGGCUACAAAAGAAUUGAUGGACAACUAUGCCAAAGUAUUUGUGACCUGGAACCCAGCUACUGCUCUGAAGGUGACAUUUGUGAAAUUGAAUCUGGGAAAGGAGCGGUUUGCAGAUGUCUUAAAGGUAAAUCCUUGUUUCAAAAUGGAACUCAGUGCUCAAAGUCUUCCCUUGAAACUAAAAACCUUACAAUUAUAACAGCAUCCUCUGUUGCCCUAUUCCUUGUAUUUAUUCUACUCAAACUGGUUGGGAACAUGUAUGGAAGAUACAGCCACAAGACAAAAUCAGAAGUUAAUGAGAAAGACUACAGUCUACACAUUUCGGGAAAAAUAGCCCCUGCCUUUUACCAUGAUGAAUGUCUGAAGGGUCCCAACAUCCCUAUUUGUCCCACAUGUGCCUACACCAGUCCUUCAAGGAACAUUGAUCAGAGGGGACUGAAUACUCCUCAACACACACAACACGGUGUGCGGAGAUUGCCAUCUCCCAUAGAGAAGGAAAAUCAGAAGAGCAAGCACUAAAGUAAAUUUUCAGCAUUGUAUGCAGUUAAAAAAAGGUUUGCAUUUGCAUUUUUU